Molecule: messenger RNA, 3237 nt
Organism: Drepanopeziza brunnea f. sp. 'multigermtubi' MB_m1
Lineage: Eukaryota; Fungi; Ascomycota; Leotiomycetes; Helotiales; Drepanopezizaceae
Cellular component (GO): mitochondrion
Molecular function (GO): L-glutamate dehydrogenase (NAD+) activity
Source: RefSeq, a predicted model, not a curated record
AUGGCGGACUCGCAGUUCCCAGACUUCUAUGAGCCAGUUGGUUCCGAUUUCGAACUCGAUCAACAGAAAGGAAACAUGACGACCCCAAUCCGCUCUCCCUCCCACAAGGUUCUUGAUGACCUUGCCAAGAGCCCAGAGCGACACCUCUCUCCUCAAGCAAUCCACUUCAGUGUGCCCCACAAGAACGGAAAGAAUGGCAGCGGUAACGGACACAGAAUCUUACGCUCUCCCACGGUGGGAUAUAUUGCUCCAGAGUUCAAGGGAAAGCACGCCCAGAUGGUUGAAGUCAAAGCUAAGAUUGAGGCCAGCUCAUGGAUUCCCCAGCCCCUCAUCGACGCGCAGAUUGCCUGGUUCUACAACGAACUGGGCAUCGACGACGUCUACUUCGAGUUGGAGACCCCGGACGCGAUUGUGAGCAACAUCGUCUCCCUCUACGCGGCGAAGAUCGCGGCCUUCGCGCGAGAGGACCGCCGACAAGAGAUCAAACUCGACAUGGAGGCUGUUGAUCAUGCAAUCUACAUCGAUACCAGCGAGCCUGGCGUCACCAACCUCGAUGGCCCCCGCUACGAGCACCGCUUGGAGAAGAGGUAUCUCGACUCCUCCUCCACCAGCACCUUCCGCGUAGAAACCUUUCGGUCGCCGACCAACUUGGCCGGCACCGAACCCGCCAAGACAACUAUGCGCUGUUACUUCGUGUACGAAUGCCAGUUUGUCGACCCGAACCCCUCGCCUCAAGAGACGCGUCUUGAGGUCAUCGCAGAUCGACUCUUCCUCGCCAAGGCGACGAAGAAUACCAAGGAGAUUUACCAAGAUGUAAUUGAACUAGCGGUCUCAAGAAACGGUCCCGUAAUCGAGGUCUUCGACAUCGAGGAUUCCAAGGAGAAGAGACUCGUCGUCGCGUUUCGUCGGAGAACCGCGGAGGGUUUGUUCAGCGCACUUUCUGAUCUGUACCACUACUAUGGUGUUACCAGCUCUCGCAAGUACGUCGAGCAAUUCAGCAACGGCAUAACUGUCAUCUGCCUAUACCUGAAGCCUGCUCCCAAUGUGGAUGCGAAGGUAAAGUUUCCUCCUCUCGAGGCCUCCAUCCACCAAAUCACCAAGGAGAUCUCUCUGCUUUACUGCAUCCCACAAAAUAAGUUCCAACCCUUGUUUGCGAGUGGCCGACUCAGCCUCCAAGAGACGGUCUAUGCGCACUGUCUCAUGGUUUUCGUCCAACACUUCCUUAAUCGCCUUGGUUCUGAAUACGGAUCGUUGGUCUCUGCUCUUGAUCCUACGAAUAGUGCUCAUGCCGAACUGCUGUCAAAGAUCAAGAAGCGAUUGAGAGCUCAGACCUUCACCGCUGGCUACAUUCACGAGAUCAUCGGCAUGUAUCCCGAGCUGAUCCAAUCUUUGUAUGCGUCUUUCGCAGCAACCCACCUCACCAUUGGCCCUGGCUACGAGGAGGACACGAUCACCCCAACCCCUUCUUUCGCCGCUCUUUCGGACGCUCAGCUCAAGGACCUGAUUAUCAAGACCUGCAGCAACGAGCACGAAAUAUUGGUCAUGGACGCGUUCUGCACGUUUAACAACGCGCUCCUCAAGACCAACUUCUACACCCCGACCAAGGUCGCACUGAGCUUCCGUCUCAACCCCAGCUUUCUACCCGCCAUCGAGUACCCUCAGCCCUUGUAUGGCAUGUUCUUAGUGGUCAGCUCCGAGAGUCGCGGUUUCCAUCUCCGCUUCCGUGACAUUGCCCGAGGAGGCAUCCGCAUCGUCAAGUCGCGUAAUAAGGAGGCUUACGCCAUCAAUGCCCGCUCCAUGUUCGAUGAGAACUACGGAUUGGCCAACACCCAACAGCGCAAGAACAAGGACAUCCCUGAAGGAGGAUCGAAGGGUGUCAUUCUCCUCGAUGCCGCUCACCAAGACAAGGGUAGUGUUGCAUUCGAAAAGUACAUUGACAGCAUCAUGGAUCUCCUCCUCAAGGCCGAGACUCCGGGAAUCAAGAACCCCAUUGUUGAUCUCUACGGCAAGCAAGAAAUCCUCUUCAUGGGUCCUGAUGAGAAUACCGCCGACCUCGUUGACUGGGCUACGGAACAUGCUCGUUCGCGUCGCGCUCCAUGGUGGAAGUCUUUCUUCACCGGCAAGUCUCCCAAGCUUGGUGGCAUUCCUCACGACGCGUACGGUAUGACCACCCUGUCCGUUCGUGAGUUUGUCAAGGGUAUUUACCGCAAGCUUGAGCUUGAUCCCAGCAAAGUCCGAAAGAUGCAGACCGGAGGACCCGAUGGUGACUUGGGCAGCAACGAAAUCCUUCUCAGCAAUGAGAAGUACACCGCUAUCGUUGAUGGUAGCGGUGUCCUAGUCGACCCUAACGGGAUUGACCACGAGGAGCUGACUCGUCUUGCCAAGGCACGCGUCAUGAUCUCUCAAUUCGACAUCACCAAGCUCUCGGAGGCCGGAUAUCGCGUCCUGGUCGACGAGAUUAACGUCAAGCUUCCAAGCGGCGAGGUUGUUGAUAACGGUACCAGCUUCCGCAACACUUUCCACCUUCGUGAUACCGGCCUGACCGACUCUUUUGUUCCGUGUGGUGGCCGUCCCGAGUCUGUCGACCUUUCCACAGUCGGCAAGCUCAUCAAGAAGGGAAAAUGUACCAUCCCCUACAUCGUCGAAGGCGCUAAUCUCUUCAUCACCCAAGAUGCCAAGCUCCGUCUCGAAGACGCUGGCUGCAUUCUCUUCAAGGACGCGUCUGCCAACAAGGGCGGUGUGACAUCCUCUUCCCUCGAAGUCCUUGCUUCCUUGUCCUUCGAUGACAAGGGCUUCGUCGACAACAUGUGCGUCGGCGCCGACGGUCAAGCACCCGCAUUCUACCAAGCUUACGUCAAGGAGGUGCAAGCCAAGAUCAAGGACAACGCCCGCUUAGAGUUCGAGGCCAUCUGGCGCGAGCACCAGCAGACCAAGAUUCCCCGCAGCACCCUUUCCGAUACUCUCUCCAUUGCCAUCACCAAGCUUGACGAGGAGUUGCAGAAGACGGAACUGUGGAAGGACGAGAAGCUCCGCAACUCGGUCCUCCAGGAUGCCUUGCCAAAGCUUUUGCUCGAGAAGAUUGGUCUAAAUACUAUCAUCGAGAGAGUGCCAGAUAGCUAUCUGCGGGCUAUAUUUGGCAGUUACUUGGCGAGUCGGUUCGUGUAUGAGUUUGGAAGUGCGCCGAGCCAAUUUGCGUUCUUUGACUUCAUGUCAAAGCGCAUGCAAAAAAUCCAAUAG